AUGGCUGUGGCCCGUGUGUACAAUGUUAAUCUUCUGAAAUAUUUUCUGGACGGGAACUUGCUUCUUAGCGAAGAUCCUGGAAUGCUUUCAGUUCUGAAAAAAAUAGGCUGUUCUGAAUUGGGCCAUACGCAACUUUUUGAUGCCCAAGAUGGAAAGUCCAAUUUCAAGUGA
Sphenostylis stenocarpa is the source of this 171-nucleotide messenger RNA. NCBI's taxonomy places the organism in Eukaryota, Viridiplantae, Streptophyta, Magnoliopsida, Fabales, Fabaceae. The record is from the annotation of a GenBank genome assembly.